Molecule: messenger RNA, 5232 nt
Organism: Henningerozyma blattae CBS 6284
Lineage: Eukaryota; Fungi; Ascomycota; Saccharomycetes; Saccharomycetales; Saccharomycetaceae
Gene: URB1
Product: Urb1p
Exons: 1
Coding region: 1-5232 (1743 amino acids)
Biological process (GO): maturation of LSU-rRNA from tricistronic rRNA transcript (SSU-rRNA, 5.8S rRNA, LSU-rRNA); maturation of 5.8S rRNA from tricistronic rRNA transcript (SSU-rRNA, 5.8S rRNA, LSU-rRNA)
Cellular component (GO): nucleolus
Source: RefSeq, a predicted model, not a curated record
AUGAAAUCUUCUGCCAAUUCAUCUUCGACUGUUGUAUCUAAAAAUGCAUAUGGCGGCUGGAACAGUUCAAAAAAUGAAAGUAUGAAAUUUGCAAACAGUUCCUAUAAAGAGGAGGUUGGUAUUUUGGAAAAAAUAUCAAGUAUAUUAGAAGAACUAGAAAGAGAAGGUGAUUCAAAAGAUUUCCAACCAUUGAUUAAGUUCCUUGAAAAGGGUUUCGGUGCACAAAUUAUUCAACUCUGGUCUUAUUAUGCAGAAGUUAAUCUUGUUGCCAAACUCACAUCAACAACUACUAUAAUAAAUAAUAUUUUAACUGUUUUACAGAAUGGUACCACUGAUAUUAAUAUUUUAACCUAUGGGGAUACUUUGAUCCAUUCAAUCAUAAUAGAUUAUACAAAGGCUCUUUAUCAUGGCUUACAGAAUACUAAAACUGCACUUUGCCAAGGCAUCCUAUCUCUUUUAAAAACUAUUUUAAAUUUUAAUAAUAACAAACAUUUAGUAGAUUUUUUAUCUAACUUUGAUUUAAAUUCAGCCAACUUUGUUAAUGUUUUAACACCGCCCAAGUCUGAAUUAUCUCAAGCUAGAACAGUGGUUACUAAAGUUAAUAGGACUACAAGAACUAUUUUUAUUGAAUUUUGGAUUGAUUUGAUUAAUCUAUGUCCAAGUCAAUUAAGAAAGGAUCUUUUAACGGAGAAUACCAAAAUCAUGAGUGCUUGGUUGAAAUAUAUGGACAAAGUUGAUUGUAUUGAAAUAAUGGAAAUAACUAUAGAUUGCUUUAUUAAAUCUAUUUUAAUGGAACCUCUCUUUAAAAAAAUGACAAAAAUUAAAAUUUUAAAUGAAUUGACAAUUAAUAAGAUACAUUAUUUUUAUAAAUCAAACGACAAAGGAUUAAUAAAGAAAAUUAAUGAAUUUUUUACUAUUUAUUGUACACAUCCAAACUUUAGUGUUGCUUUCCCAGAUGAUUGUGUUUGGUUUACAGAAUCACCUUUGAAUCGUAAUAUUCCGGUUAAUUUCACAACUUCUAAGCAAGUGGAUGAUAAGAUUUCUGAUAUAAACAAUAAAGAUCCCAAAUCAUCAAUAUCAUCACAUGGUGUUCCACUUAUUGUAAACAAAAAAGAAUUUAGGGUUUAUAAUAAAUUAUUAUUUAAGGUAUUGAAAAGUUUUAAACCUUGGGAAGAUGAAUCUCAGGCACAUAUUGUAAUUUCAAUUUUAAAUCAUGUUUCUGAACUAAUCCCACCUUACGCCAAUCUAUUAGCUUCUCAGGGUUCUCAUACUCCAGGGAUGACAUCUUAUUGGUUUGGUUCUACAAUGAUCAUUGGAAGAAUGAUUAAUCUACCAAUCCCAUCUUUCAUUGAUAAAGUUGAAACAAACAUGAUACCUUCUGCAGAUCUUGUAAUGGAAAAUAUAUUCCCAUCAUGCUUAUCAAAGAAAUUUCUAACCCAAGCUUUACAAGAUGACUGUUUAAUUUUUAGGCAAUUAGCUUGUCAAUUGAUAAUCUUUAGUUUCAAAAAAUACGAAACAAUUUUGAAAUUGUACGAUAGAAAAGGUUGGACAUCAUCAAAACUUCUGUUGUCAAAUUCUUUCCAAUCAAAUAUUCCCGAUUUAAAUAUAUUAUUGAAUAGUCUAAAUCAAUCAUACACAAAGAAAAAAGAUAAUUUAAUUCUAAUCCUGUCACUUACAGUAAUAUUUAAGUAUUAUAGUAAAUUUUUCCCCAAUUUUUUCAGCAUACAUUUACCACAAUCAAAUGUAUAUACUGAUUUAAUGAAGAAGGAAACAAAUUUCACAGGUAUUGAAUUUGCUAUUUUAGAUAAUUUCUUACAAUUCCAAGAAUUUAGCCCCAGUCAAGCCAAGUGGUGGAAUUCUACAGAAAGUUCUAAUAGUCUAUUUGUUACUUUAUUAAAACUAUCAUCUUCUAUUAAUACAACAAAUAUUAUGUCUACGACAAUCUCUAACCUUUUAUCUUCAUUAUUGAAAGGAACAAUUUUAUUUAAUAAUUUUCAAGCAUCUCAGAUUGACUGUCUAAUUAACAGUUUACAAGUUAUUACUAAUCAGUGUAAUUCAACAGACGAAAAUUUGAAUAAGAUUUUUAAAUUUAUUGAUCAAAUCAUAUCUUUUUGUAUGAAAAUACCUUACAAAUAUGUUGAUAUAUCGAAUAACUACAAUAAUGUUUCUCCAUUCAUCAUGUGUUUAAUGGAGCAAUGGAAAUAUGUGGCAAAAAAUUUCGAUUCUGAUCUACUCGUUAAAUGGGUAUUAAUUACACUAAGAAAUAUGGUGAUUAUUGGUGAAAGCCUUGACGGUAUUAAAAGAGCUAUUGAUGAUCAUUUAACCGGCGUCUCCAAGAAGUUAGUUGAUGUGUAUUUGAAUUUCAAAAACUAUGAAAAGAAAUUGUUUAUUUUAAACCAAGAUCAGUAUCUAUUGAAAGACAUUUCGACUAAGUCUUUUUUCCAACAUAUAAUGUUGUCAAAAUACAACGAAUUAGAUAAUAUGAAUCGUAUUCCAACUUCAGUUUUUGAUGUUUCUGCAAUAUUUUUCAGAUUAAGCAUAAUAUUAGAAGAUGAGUUAAUUGAAUUUAAUAGCUCCUUCAAAGAAAGUGUAGAUAAUUUAUUAACAUUAUUAACAAAAAUGACAUUAUCUAAUUCGUCAUUCAAAAUAAUGGAUAAACAAUUCAUUAAUAAUAUUUUCAGAAAUAUUGAAGAUCCAUCGACAUCCUCCUCUAUGAAUAAAUAUUUAUUUAUAGCGACUGCAUUAAUCAACAUUUUCCAAAAUUUGAAACUUUCUGAUUGCCAAUUUAUUACAUUUGUUAAUAACUGGCUAUCAACUUCCUUAAGUAAUGUUGAUUCUACUAAUCCAGAAAUAAUGCCUUUCUUAAAUGCCACUAUCAAAUGUUUAUCUCCAGAAGAUAUAUUGCCAUUGCUAUCCAAAAAUUUAGAAUUUAACAAUGGUGAAAUUUUCACAAGCUUACAGAAAGUAUUGUAUUCUUCCAAAAAUCAUAUUCCUUAUAGUCUAAUAAGUAAGAUGCUUACUAUUAAUUCACCGGCUAUUAAACAAUUAGUUUUAGCAUUUGUUUCCUCAAAUAGGGUAGAUGACUUUGAUUCAACUACAUUUUUAAAUACUAUUACCACAAGUGAUUUAAAUUGCGACUUAUUGACAUCUUAUUUGAAGUCUAGCUACUUUUCCUUUGAUGUCUUUCAACCAGUUUUGAAGAAAUUAGACCAUUCCUUGCCAUUUCUCAUUAGUGCUGCAAUCAACCUUCCUGAUAUUCAAGAUGUUGAUUUAGAUUCUAUUUUUCACGAUACUUUCAAUAUUGUGUGGAGGAUAUUUGAAGAAAAUAAGGACAAGCUGAACAACGAGUAUUUACAAUUAUUUACCAAGUUUUCUCAUUUUUUAACAAGGGAUCAAAAGGAUGUAGUAUUAAAGUAUAUUACUGCAGAAUAUUCUCACAAAUAUUCAAAAGAGGCAGUUUCCUUUGUAUAUCUAAUUCAAGAUUUUAAAGAUGAAUCAGUCAAAAAAUGGUUAAAUAAGUUGAUAUUAUAUAUUACAAAAUAUUUGGUCGAAGCAUCUGAGUUAUCCCCAUCAUUUGCUGAAUUGUUAUCAAGUACAAUGAGUUUGUUGAAAACGGUUAAUAUUUGGAAUAUGGUUCAUAAAAAUAUUUUGAAUGCCCAAUUAGAAGCAGUGUUAGGCAGUAGGUGGGUUUCGGAUAACUUGGUUAUCAAGUAUAUUACCUUUAUUGCUCUUUCUAGUACUAAAGAAAAACUAGAAAGUACCAGAAUCUUACCAAUUCUUUUAAACAAUGAAAAAACCGUUUUCACUAUAAAAGAAAAUAAAUCGGAGGCUUCCUUUUUUAUCUCAACUCUGAUUUACUGCCUAUUUCAUUUAGACCCCUCUAAUAAUAGUAAUACACAUAUUCAAUUGACUAUUUUGACAUGUUAUUCAGGUUCUCUGUCUGCAAAAGAUAGAAUAUUAUUGCAGCUUUUGGAAGAACUGGAAACUCAACUGUCUACUUCCUGGACUAAUCAUAUUUAUAAUUGGGAUUUACUGGAAGAACAAGAUUCAGAAACGCUGGAACUCAUUGGUGAUGUCAGCUUAAUAACAAAAAAACCGGAAGGUUUGAUUCUUUCCUUGCAAAAGGACAAAAUUAAUAAUACGGUUAAGAAUUUUCCAAAUAUUAGAAUACCAGUUCCAAUACCCACCGCUCAAAAUAUUCAGGAGAGUUGGAAUUCUUUUGAAAAGUUUCAUAAAGAAAUAAAUCGUGACUCUUAUUUUGAUACUUCAAAGACAUAUGACCCACUUUUCUUACUUUUGUUAACGGUCCAUAAUGAAGAGUUAGUAUCUUCUUCAAAAGACGAACAUGGGCAGCAGAUAUAUUUAUUCCAUGCUAAGAAAUUUAUCGCCUCUGGUAUCUUCCAGGUUGCAGUCGUUGGAUUAUCUACAACUGGAUCGUUAAAUCAAAUUUCAUUUGAAUUGUUAAAACAAAUGAUGAAUACCUUAGAAACAAAUGACAAUUUUAAAGAAAGUACUAUUCUGAAGAUUUUCUUGAAGAAAAUUAUCAAUACUAUUUUAAAAUCGAAAAACGAUAUGGAGAAAAAGCACAUUAUUGCACCAAUUGUUUGGAGAUUUACUGCAAAAUUGACAGAUCUUGUAGUACAGUCAGCCGCCAAUUUACAUGAGCCUGCCUAUCGUUGGAUACUAAACGCUCCGUAUGUCCGUAAAAGUGAUAUCCCACUUUUAGCAGAUUUGAUGGGUAUGAACGAGAAAAUCGAUCUUUUAGAAAAUUAUUAUCAACAAUUAGCUUGGGUAUUAGAAGGGUUAGAACAAGGUGUUCAGACGAGAUUAGAUGUCGAUUUAUUAAGAGGAAAAGGCAUCAUCGAAUGGUUGGCUAACUUAUUAAAUUUACCUAACCUAAGUGUAAGAAUGAGAUCAAUGAUUAAUCAUAUAUUUUACAAUAUUCAAAGAAUUGAGGAUGGUGCAUCAACUCUAAUAACCAGGUUUGCUUCCGUGUCUGCGUUAGAAAUUAAUUAUAUAUCCACUAACUCUUUAUUAGAACAAGCCAAACUAAUUUACGAGAGAAAUAUGAAUAACACAAAGAAUUUAAAGAAAGUUUUGACUAUGGAAGAACAAGUGAUCAAUGUGAAAGAAUUGGCAAGCGGCUUUACUGUGAUCGGUAAAUCUCAGAAAAGAUUGAGAGAUUGGACCUCUGGAGAUUUUGAGAAUUUAACUAAAAGAAUUAAUAGAUAA